AUGGGUGUGACUAAGAAACUGCCCGUUAUUGGUCAGGCGAUGUUGAAGCGUGGGGCCAAGAGGGCCAUGAAGGCAAAGUUAUCAUUUCAAGAUGAACUUGUGGAGGAUGCACCAGCACCAAAUCGGGAAAAGACUGUGAAUCGGGUAGUUGAAGGAUUUCCAGUAUAUAUCACCAAAAAGCAAAUUUCCGAAAAAACACAGCCACUAAAUGAAUCAUCAGAUAUUAGUUCAGAACGACAAUACAUACUAGCCAAUUUUAAACGAUUUGUGCCGAUAAUUCUACUGGAAUUAUCACCAUUACCAGGGUAUCUGAAGGAUUCAUUAGUUGAAAUCUUCCAUUUAUAUUUAUACGUGUUGCGCUAUAUGAAAACUUCGAGUACCUUCUGGAAAGUUGUUUCUUAUUCCCCAUACAAGAAGCAAUUUGGUCGAAUUCUUAAUAAAUUAAUUACUGAGCGUUCAAGUAUUGAUGAAAACUUUAUAGAAUCUGGCAAUACAAUCUCCCAAUCGAAGAACAAAGCUCCAAGAAGGAUAAUAAAGAAGUUUGAACCGAAUCGUGCCGUGUUAACAAAAUUGGGCAUUAAAUUAAAACUAGACAUUAACAACAACACCAAGCCCAACACCAAAUAA
Molecule: messenger RNA, 627 nt
Organism: [Candida] anglica
Lineage: Eukaryota; Fungi; Ascomycota; Pichiomycetes; Serinales; Debaryomycetaceae
Source: the annotation of a GenBank genome assembly